GCUACAUUCUCCAUGCACUGUUAUAUUCCAGUAUAUAUUUGUUAUGAAAAACUUGCAAAACAAACCAAGCCAGUUUGGAAUUAUCUUUGAGUUGUUUGUGAGGGUUAAGCAUACCAAGUAUGCUGAAGAUUAGAGCCUUUCUUACAGAGAACACUCUUACGAGAAUGAAACAAAACACGUUGCACAGCCUGGGAGCUGCUCCAGGAGAGUGGUGGGAAUUGAUAUAGUUUUAUAAUACUUUUAUGAUACUUUUACCACUAGGGAUGUUUUAAUACUUGUUCUGAGGAGACCCAGCAGCUCUCUGUGUCUUGAGAAGGUUUAUCAACAUAUGACAGUCACCGUAGUGAGAUAACGAACGACCUUUUAUGCUCGGUUGUCUGAAAGGUCGAGUGAGUUCUCUGGUUUACAGGGGUUCAUUUAACUAAUGAGCUCCUCCCUGGCAUGCCAGCGGUGUGGCAUAAGACUGCAGCUGAGUGCAGGGUGAAGAGUAGAGUGUGAGCUGCCCUGGGAAUGCCGGUCCUGGAGGCAGAUCAGCGUUCCGCGGAGGAGGCGGCAGAGGCGCAGCCAUCCCCAUGCCCUGCGGAGCCGGGCGCUCCGGCAGCUCCUCCUGCCGCCGUGCGUGGGGCGGAGCCGCCCCCCUCGGGCCCGGAGCGGCCCUCGGAGCCGGCGCAGGGAGCCAUGGCCGAUGCCGGGAGGGAGAUGUACGUCCGGUUUGUGGGCCCGGAGGAGCCGGCGGAGGAGGAGGAGGAGGAGGCGGCGGCGGGGCCGACGGGCGGCGGGCGCUGCGGCGGGGCCGGAGCCGCCCUGCGCUGGUGCAUCACCGGGGCGCUGUGCGCGGCGUUCCUGGGGCUGGGGAUGAGCAUCGCCGUGCUGGGUCCCACCUUCCCCAACCUGGCCGCCAACGUCGGCAAGAACGUCAGCGACAUCUACUACAUCUUCGUGGGCAGGUCCCUCGGCUACCUGGGCGGGUCGGUGAUCGGCGGGGUGCUGUUCGACUGCAUGAACGCCAGGCUCCUGCUCGCGUUAUCCAUGGUUGCAACAACGGUUGGUCUUUAUGGGAUACCCUGGUGUAAGGACUCCCUGCUGUUAACUGUCUUGAUGUCAGUUAUUGGAGGCUCCAUGGGAAUUCUGGACACAGGUGGCAAUGUACUGGUACUGAAAACCUGGGGAGCAGAAGCUGGGCCACAUAUGCAGGCCUUACACUUCAGUUUUGCUGCCGGUGCAUUUCUGGCUCCGAUCCUGGCUAAAAUGGCUUUGAGAGGUUCUGAAUCUGAAGAACAUCCUGUGGCUGAAAAGACAAACCAAUCUGUCCUGAAGUCUGUGCCGACAGCAUCGACUGCAUCAGCUAUACCAACACUGCAAGACCAUCUUGAGGAAGACUUCUUGUGGUCCUAUGUUGUCAUAGGGACCUAUCUUCUCUUAGUUUCCCUCUUCCUUUUUUUUUUGUAUUCAAAGGGCAGCUCAGCUCGCGACAAAUCAAAGGCUUCUCAGCAGAAGGGCAAGCUUGCCAGAUACCACUGGGCUCUAAUUGGUCUCCUGUUCGUAUUCUUUCUUUUCUAUGUGGGAGCAGAGGUCACUUAUGGCUCUUAUGUAUUUACUUAUGCAAUAGUCUUUGCUGAGAUGAAAGAAAGUGAAGCAGCUGCUUUGAAUUCUGUCUUCUGGGGUGCGUUUGCUGCUUGCAGAGGAGUGGCAAUAUUUGGUGCUGCUUUCUUGUACCCCGGCACCAUGAUCACGCUGAGUCUCGUAGCCUCUGCUGUCUCCUCUUCAGCCUUGGCCUUCUUUGCACAUUACCGAGCCUCCCUGUGGGUGGGAAGUGCCGUGUAUGGAGCAUCAAUGGCCACCGUCUUCCCCAGUGGCAUUUCCUGGGUAGAACAAUACACAGUUGUGGAAGGAAAAUCGGCUUCUCUGUUUGUGAUCGGCGCCGCGCUGGGCGAGAUGUGCAUUCCCGGCCUGGUGGGAUAUCUCCAAGGCAGGUUUCACCACGUUCCUGUGGUUAUGUACACUGCCUUCGUGUCUUCUGUAAUGACAGCUGUACUCUUCCCAGUGAUGUACAAAUUGGCCACCUCUCCCCUUGAGAACGACUUGAAAGAAGUGAGUGACAGUGAGACCCAGAAAGCUUUGUUGUCAAACUCAAGGCUUACUGAGGAUGAAGAGGAUGAGGACGAUGAGGAGGAUGUGAGAGAGUGGAACAAAGCAGACUUUGAGGUAAUAGAAAUGAAUGACAAGCUCAAAAACUCUCUCAUAGACACCUCCCAUAAGAUACCAGCGGACUCUCCAGCUCAAGUCGCUCUCCAGCCCCAUCUGGACAAUGUAUCGGGCGAUUCUCCAGUGGUUACUGGUGGCUCUCCUGGGAGACAAAAUGGGAAUGUUGACUGGGAGAAGAGUGAUUAAAGUCAAAGCUUUCAUUUUUUUAAAAUGGAAAUUCAGCCUGCAGCGAUGUGUCCCAGAGUGGGCAGCUCCUCAAUGAUGUGAAUGGGGCAGCAUGAUAAAUGUGUAGGCUAUGCCAAAACUGUUAAAAUGUUGAGAUGUUUUCUAAGUGUGAGGCAUGCAUCCAAGUAUGAUACGCUGUGAUAACUGGGAAAGAAGGGGACUGCUCAGACUACUCAGUUUUUUGGGAUGGAUGAAAGGUGCAGGUCUGAGGUGCUUUGUCACAAAAUGUUUUCAUGAGAGAGGAGAACUGUCAUCUGUGAUGCUGAACUUUUCCUACCCUGUGAAAAAGGAAUAUUUUUAUUGCAUUUGAAAGUUGCGUGUGAUCCGGAAAUCAGUUAAAAUUUCAGGUGAUGGUCAGCGGCUGUAAACUGAAUAACCUUUUGGCAAAGUAUAUAAAUUCCUGGUUCUAUCACUAAGAUGAGAAAAAAAAGGAUAUUAUUUCUUAGGAGUGGAACCAUGCCUUUGGGUCACCUCAAAGCAGUUUAUGGGAAGAGGCACAAAAUUGGUCAUUGUUAAUCUGCUCUAAUGCACAACUCUGACUUACUCAACAGCAGUGAGUUAUCUAAAUAACCUAAACUAUUUGUGAUUUUAAUUAUGGCACUACCACUGAAAUCAACAAAUAUAUGUAGAAGAUGAUAAAAUUAUCAUAGAAUCAUAGAAUGGUUUGGGUUGGAAGGGAUCUUAAAGAUCACUUAGUUCCAACCUCCCUGCUGUGGGCAGGGACAGCUUCCGCUAGAUCAGCUUGCUCAGAGCUCCAUCUAGUCUGGCCUUGAACACUUCCAGGGAUGGGGCAUCCAUAGCUUCUCUGGGCAACCUGCUCCAGUCCCUCACCACCAUCACUGCAAAGAAUUUUUUCCUAAUAUCUAAUCUAAACCUACUCUCUUUUAGUUUGAAUUAAUUCCCCCUUGUCCUGUCACUACAUGCCCUUGUAAAAAGUCCCUCUCCAUCUUUCUUAUUGGCUUAAUAUAUGGUAUUGGCAUAGGGGUGUGUUCUUUUUAAGCCAGUUGUUUAAAUUAAGGUUAUAACAACUUCUCUGGCUUCCUGUGCCAAGACUUUCACAAAGUAAUAUGUUAAAAUGAAAAUUUUAGGAGCGGGAAUUAUCAAUGAGGCAAACGUUUCCAGUUGUACUGUGUGAGUACUUGCCCCUGACCAGCUGGAUUGGUGCCAUUUGGGUUUCUUUGGGGGAUGACAUUAGCAGAGAAGCUGUGGCUUGCAUGUGUAGGUUCAUUGCUGCUAAGGAGGAAGCCCCGGGCAGGAGCAGUCACACCAGCGAGCCCUUGUAAGAGGCAAAGAAAAAAAAAAAAGGAAUAGUAGCCAAUGGCAAAACCUGCCUCUCAACAAAUUUGGAGUUUCAAGUUGACAAAUGCCAAGAUUACUCUUAAGUGUUUUUUUUUAAGGCUGUGCGAUCAUGAUGUGCUCAUGUUUGUUUUUGUUUUUUUUUUUAAUUAUGCACUUUUAUUAGUAUUUUUCUUGCUAAGGGUUUCAUUUAGUCACGAAAGAGUUCUAGGUGUAACAUAGGUGCCCAGAUGGCCAAGAAGGCCGAUGGCAUCCUGGCCUGGAUCAGGAACAGUGUGGCCAGCAGGACCAGGGAAGUGAUCCUUCCCCUUUACUCAGCGCUGGUGAGGCCACACCUGGAGUGCUGUGUCCAGUUCUGGGCCCCUCAGUUCAGGAAGGAUAUUGAGGUGCUGGAGCAGGUCCAGAGAAGAGCAACCAGGCUGGUGAAGGGACUUGAACAUAAGUCCUAUGAGGAGAGGCUGAGGGAGCUGGGGUUGUUUAACCUGGAGAAGAGAAGGCUCAGUGGAGACCUCAUCACUCUCUACAACUCCCUGAAAGGAGGUUGUACCCAGGUGGGUGUUGAUCUCUUCUCCCAGGCAAUCAGCAGCAGGAUGAGAGGGCAUGGGCUUAAGUUCUGCCAGGGGAGGUUUAGGUUGGAUAUUAGGAAGAAAUUUUUUAGAGAGUAAUCAGACACUGGAAUGGGCUGCCCAGGGAGGUGGUGGAUUCACUGCCCCUGGAGGUUUUUAAAAUGAGACUGGAUGUGGCACUUAGUGCCAUGGUCUAGUAACCACGGUGGUGUUGGAUCAAGGGUUGGACUUGAUGAUCUCAGAGGUCUUUUUCAACCUGGUUGAUUCUAUGAUUCUACGAUAGCACAGAACUUAGAUGUUCCCUGUAUGUCAGGUUUGUUUUUGUUCCCUCUCUUGUCCUCCAAAUGUGCAACCUAGAAAUUGCAUGGCUUUUUUCCUUUCUUCUGAGAAGUUACUGAGCAGCUGGAAUCAACUUGCAUGAAAAUGCCUUUUUUUUUGUUCUGUUUUGUUUUGUUUGCAUCUUCCCAUGUUGCAGGGUGUCCCCCUCCCUCUGCCAUUGGUGCUUAAAUGCCAUUGUGGUUUUGCCAGAUUCCUCCUGUGGCAAUUUUUCCAGCGCAAUGCAUAAACCUGCACUUUAAAAUGAGGCCUUGCUUCACCUGUGGCACAUGAUUUCUCUUCUUUGCUUACAAUGAUGGUAAAUGCUUUUAAAUACCAGGCCAAUACCACCUAGGUGCAGGUGACAGAAGCAAGUCAGUGUGGCCUUGUGUGCUCAGUUGGUUUGCCCUGGUAACAGACGUGUGGUAGGCACAUGUGGAAUGAGUGCAGCUCCAGCAUGCAUUUCAUAAUUUUUCCUUUUCCCAUUUUUCCUCCUGCCCACUGCAGGAACUGCUGUGUGUGUGGAAAGCAGGUGGUAUUUACUGGCAGGGAGGACAAAUCCCACUGGUGGAUGGGGAGAAAGAAAAGUGCAGGACACACAAUGAAAGAUAUGGAAACUUUUCUGUGGCAGCUCCUCAUUGCAGCUGCAAUCCAUGGGCUUCACCUGCAUUGAUGUCAGUGUAACAGAGUUUCCCCACGCCCGAGAUCUUGUUGCCAGAAGAAAAUAAUUUAAAGAAAUACACCAGGCAACCAGGAAGAUUUUAAAUAUCCCCAAUUCAUACACUAAUUUUUGAUGAAUUCCCAUAUUGGAAUGUCCUGCACAUAAGCUUGUUCUCAGGGAUCAGUUUACAUGUCUUGCAUAAUUGAGUACUAAAAAUCCCAGAAAAUUAAAUCAAAACUUCAUUGGGAAAUACCCUGUAACCUUUUUGAAGCUUAUCUACUAUAUAUAUGCACACAUUUAUUUGUGUUUCUGACCAAUGUCUUCCCAACAAAUGUAAAAAUAUUGCCCAAAACAGAUUUUUUUUUUUUAAUUACCUGUAUUAAUUCCUGCAUAACUUCAAUUCAUUCCCAUUGCCUGUGCAGUAGGAAUGGAGCAACAGGCUGGAAUGCCAAGAUAAGAGCAGCCUUUUCCCAAAAAUAAGGGAUCCAAAAAGUGGUAGCUGUAAAUGGAACUUGCAGAAUUAUCUUGAAUGGUACCAUGCAGAAUCAUGUCCUACUGAUGCCUGGAGACCUUUGUCUGAAUGACAUCUAAAUUUAGAGUCAUCUUAGCCAUGACUUGGAGCCUUCAAGGUCUUAAUUCUGGUCUCAAACUCAAACUGGGAUGUACUGACAGAAAGUGUUCUCCUUAUCCCCUAACCAGCAUGCUUUUAAUAGCAGGAGCUGUCCUUGAAUGAAAAUUAAAUCUUAGAAGCAAUUUAAGUUUAAAACAAGUUCUAGAACAUUUCCAAGUCCAGCUCACAAGCAAUUCUAGGCACCCUUAAUGUUCAAGACUUAGCUUUCCCCUGUUCUUGGAUUUGGUGUUCCUCAAGGCUUGUUUUUAAACAGUGAGUGUUAGUUUUCACAUGUUUAAAUAUCCUUUCCGAGUAAGUUGCUUCCUGGCAUAUAGUUAGCAAAGGUCUGUUUACAGUGCGGAUCUGUUUACAGUGCCUUUUAAGUUGCAGGUCCUCCAGAAAGUUUAAGUACUUACAUGUUAGAGGUUGAAACUACUUGAAACAAACUGUAUUAUGUUACUAUCACCCUGCUUAUGCUAGAAAAGUAAUCCCUCUGUUGAGGAUGAGAGCUGUGAUUCAAGGAUUAGAUAUCUGAAUUUGAUAAGAAUCCUAUUUUUGUUCAUAAAACCAGGAAUGGGUUGCAGAUGAGCACUCUGCUCCAGAGUGAAAGGUAACCUCUUGCAGUUAAGUGUUAUUUAAUACUUUAUCUCCACAGCACUGCCAAGUUCUGGAAUGUAUGGCAAGCACUCACACUCCUCGCAUUUGCACUUUUAUUCUUUACAUGACCAAUGCUUGAAUGCAAGACCAGGCAAAGUUUUAUGCCUUGAUGGUUUAUUUUUUUAGCUACUUUGCAUACAAGUGCAUUGCCAUCUGUGGAUGUUCCAUUAUAUAUUUAAUAGUUUUUAUUCUGCUUGGUGUGGGGUUUACAUUGUACUGUAUAAUGUGAGAUUUAAUAGGCUGACUUGUGUCUUGACUGCAAAUAAAUUCCUAUCUGGAGAAGGCACUCAGGUUCCUUGAUGUAAAUAAAGUUUUGGUCUAUUUUUCAAAGCUA
Molecule: messenger RNA, 6869 nt
Organism: Myiozetetes cayanensis
Lineage: Eukaryota; Metazoa; Chordata; Aves; Passeriformes; Tyrannidae
Gene: SLC60A2
Product: major facilitator superfamily domain containing 4B
Exons: 4
Coding region: 511-2391 (626 amino acids)
Biological process (GO): transmembrane transport
Source: RefSeq, a predicted model, not a curated record